Messenger RNA from Epinephelus fuscoguttatus (brown-marbled grouper), 924 nucleotides. RefSeq names its product serine protease FAM111A-like. The record is from RefSeq and is a predicted model, not a curated record. The transcript has a single exon. Bases 133 to 870 code for a protein of 245 amino acids. Lineage: Eukaryota; Metazoa; Chordata; Actinopteri; Perciformes; Serranidae.
CUUUGGAAAGAUCCAAAAUUCAUUCAGUGAAGUUCACAGAGUCAGGAAGCUGCUAAAACUGGGCAAGUCAGUCUGCAAAGUGGUUGUUGAAGAUGGUCGUCAGGGAACAGGCUUUGUGUUGUUUGACAAACUAUGAAGAUCCUAUCCUACACAAAUUACAGCUACUUCCAGCUGGCCGACUCUUACGUCUGCUACAUUGAGGGUGAGCUAGAUUACGCCGUACUUGAGCUCAAGCCUGAGGGACAGAAGUUCAACCAAACAACACAAACAAAGGAAAUAAAGGUGCCACCAGGGCUCCUGAAGAUAUUUGGUAAGAUGCCUCCGAAUGGUGAAGCCUGUCUGAUUGGUCACCCAGCAGGAGGACUGAAAAAAAUGGAUCCAACCUGUAUCAUUGAGAAAGAGAAGAGGGAGCAGGCUGUCAGAGACUACUUACAUCCAUACAAAGACAGUCUUUUCAUUGUCCAUCCAAUCAUACUUCAUAUCAAAGCACAAGGCAUUGACAACAUAAUGAUGGGUGGAAGUCGAGCUGAAAAUGUAGCAACCUACCCCACUUUCAUGUAUCACGGCUCUUCUGGCUCCCCAGUGUUUGAUGCUCACGGCCGAGUGUUUGGUUUGCACGCUGCAGGAUUUGACCCUGGGUUUCCAAACCACACAGAGAGUGUGACAGAGUUCGCCCAACCUCUGCUCACUAUAUUUGAACACUUUGUGAGCAAGCUGAAGGAAAGUGGAAAUGAGGGCCUGUUGAAGAGAGUUCAGAAAAAGGCAAAGGGAAACCCAUACCUUAAAAGGGUUUUUAGUUCCAUGGGCACUUGCACCGAUGUCUCAGCAGACAGUGAUGAGCCAAUGCAGACUGAAUUGAUAGUAGAAUAGAAGAGAAUAGAAAGAACUUCAGCUUCAGUUUCGGCAUUUUACUUUCACCACUGU